AUGCUGAAACUGCGGUAUAGUGUGACCUGCAAUGACACGAGACUCGGUUAUCCUCUCUGGGUAGCUCUUACAGAUAGUAUAUCAUGGAUUCGGUCAUUCCCGAGCAUCUACGACCUUGAUAUCCAAGUCAAGCUUGAAGACCCCUGGCCUGAUCUGGCGGACCUCAUUCGGCAAAACUCGGACCGGAUGGCCACUUCGGAUAUGCCAGACGAUUCAGAUGAUCCUCUCGAUGUAGCGCAUACAACUCCAGCGCCUGGCAGUGGUAGCACCCUAGACCACACUCAACCCAUAGACUUCGAUAGCCUUGUUUUGGACCUCGAGAUAGACCUACGAUUGCUGAGAGUCAAACGUCUGAGAACACUUCGACUGACGAAUGCUAUAAUAAAGGUGAGUGAAUUUCUUCAAAUUGUCUGUAUGCAUCCGCACGGCUCCGAAUGGCAGCUAUCUAUCCAUCUCGCCGAGACUGUAAUCCUUUACUACGGUCUUCCUGCAACUAUUUUUCUCGACCUGCUGGCCCAAUUGAAUGUACGACUGUACUAUGAGCCCGUUCAGACCUACCACUACAUGAUAUUACCCCUUGGGGAUUACCGAGUGGUACCCAUCUAUUCCUACUCUGCAGGGCAAACACGAAUUUCACGAUGGCAGUCACUUAGACUGGGACAUGAUUGCUGGGGUGAGCCCGAUGGCCCAUGCAUGAUGCCAAGUCAUGGUAAAUCAAAAUUCACAAACAUUACCACAGAGUUCAGGAGUUAUAUAUUGGAUUUUACAAGCUUCGUACUGUCCUACAAGACGCAUGCCUCACCAGAGCCAAAUAGUAAUAUCACACUCACAUAUGAAAUGCGCAUGAAAGACAGUCGAAUCAUUUGCGGAUGGGUUAUUGGGGCACCACCUCUUGAUUACGAGCGGACACCAGGGCCGUCUCAAACCAUCCUCCCAAUAUCAACGAUACGCGUGUUCUUCGACCUCAGUGAUUUUCCGGGAGAGUAUGCUGAGGUGGAGGACUAUUGA
Molecule: messenger RNA, 1008 nt
Organism: Exophiala bonariae
Lineage: Eukaryota; Fungi; Ascomycota; Eurotiomycetes; Chaetothyriales; Herpotrichiellaceae
Exons: 1
Coding region: 1-1008 (335 amino acids)
Source: RefSeq, a predicted model, not a curated record